AUGGAUGAUAGGUCUUGGAUCUUUAUUGAAGACCGAGUCAAUAAUCCGUACUUUGAAAAGUGUCUGAGUGACUUCCUUAAAUUUGCCUACAAAAAGAAGGAGGUUGGGAGUAGAAUAUAUUGCUCAUGUAGGCGAUGUAAAAACUCAGAACGAAGAAAGGAAGAAACUGUGCGUGCACAUGUAACAAUGAAGGGGUUUUUGACCACUUAUACAAAUUGGAUUUAUCAUGGUGAAGAUCCAUGGGACUUCAAUCAAGAAAAUAUGAACAAUGGAGUGUUUAGGCGCAUUGAAAAUGAUGACAUGAAUGAAUUGAUACACGAAACACUUGGAAGAACACUUGAAGAGAAUUCUAACAUAAAUUUAGAAGAACUUAGAGGAGCCUGUGAUGAAGAAACUAAUAAGUUUUUUAAGUUGCUGAAGCAUGCCGAAACAGAGUUAUACCCUGGAUGUAAAAAUUUUACUCUUCUAUCAUUUGUCAUCAAGUUGUUGCAUGUCAAGUCUCUUUGUCGAUGGAGCAACAACUCAAUGACAAUAUUACUGGAGCUUCUCAAGGAAGUUUUUCCUGAGAAUGAAUUAUUUCCAAGCUCUUAUCGUGAUGCUUGGAAAAUUGUUAAAGACUUGGGUCUUAGCUACCAUAAAAUUCAUGCAUGCCCCAAUGAUUGCUUGAUUUAUUGGAAGGAGACAGAACAUGAAACCUUUUGCAGAAAGUGUGGAACUCCUAGGUAUAAGCAAAUUGUAAAACAAUCCGAUGAUUCAAGUGAACAAGCUAACAAAGUUCCAGCAAAGCUUGUUCGCUAUUUUCCUUUGAAACCACGUCUCCAAAGGCUGUUCAUGUCAUCAAAGACUGCUUCAUUAAUGAGAUGGCAUGAAGAGGAGCGCAUCAAGGAUGGAAAAUUGAGGCAUCCGACAGACUCUUUAGCUUGGAAGCAUUUUAAUAACCGGCACCCAAGCUUUGCUAGUGAUCCUCGCAAUGUUCGUGUUGGACUUGCAGCGGAUGGAUUUAACCCAUUCAAAGCAAUGAACAAUAAAUACAUCACCUGGCCAGUGAUUUUAGUGCCAUAUAAUUUACCCUCAUGGAUGUGCAUGAAGCAAACAUCAUUUAUGUUGUGUUUGCUAAUUGAUGGGCCUAAAGCUCCAGGUAAUGAUAUUCACAUAUAUCUUCAACCAGUAAUUGAUGAAUUGAAUGAGUUUUGGGAUCCAGGGGUGCCUACUUAUGAUGCAGCUAGUAAGCAAAUGUUUUACUUACGUGCUGCACUACUUUGGACUAUCAAUGAUUUUCCAGCUUAUGGAAAUCUAUCUGGUUGGAGUACCAAAGGGAAGUAUGCAUGCCCUUGUUGUAAUAAAGAUGUUCGAAGUCAAUGGUUGAUGCAUAGCAAAAAACAUUGCUAUUUGGGUCAUCGUCGAUUUCUAGCUAUUGAUCAUCCUUAUCGUCUAAAUCGAGCGCAGUUUGAUGGGACAAUUGAGAAACAUUCUAGACCUGUUCGAUUAUAUGGGUUUGAGAUUUUAGAACAACUAAGAGAUUUUAGAAAUGAAUUUGGAAAGGAUCAACCAGUUUCCUCAGCUAGGAAAAGGAAAAGGAGGACUAAAGAUAAUAAUGACUUUGAACAAAGUCCCAUAUGUAGGUAUAAUUGGAAAAGAUUGAAUGUAUUCUUUCAGUUACCGUAUUGGGUGGAUAAUUUGCUUCCACAUAAUCUGGAUAUAAUGCAUAUUGAGAAGAAUUUCUUGGAGAAUCUCUUGUGGACACUGUUGGGGAUGGGCAAGACAAAUGAUGACAUUAAUGCUCGAUAUGAUCUAAAAGAAAUGGGGAUAAGAAAGGCACUUCACCCACAAUCUAAGGGUGACAAAGUGUUUCUUCCACCUGCAUGCUUCACAAUGAGCAAAGAUGAAAAAGAAAUUUUUUGUAAUGUGCUAAAAACUGUCAAGGUCCCUGAUGGUUAUGCAUCAAACAUUUCGAGGUGUGUGAAUAUUAAAGAACGACAAAUCUCUGGGUUAAAGAGUCAUGAUUGUCACAUAUUAAUGCAACAAUUGUUAUCCAUUGCUGUGAGAAGAAUAUUGCCUAAACAUGUUUGCAGAAUUAUCAUUGAGUUACGAGAUAUAUUUAGGCAAUUAUACUCGAAAGUGCUUACUGUAGCAGAUUGUGAAACUUUGGAGGACCGUACUCCACUGGCCCUUUGUGAACUUGAGAAGAUGUUUCCACUGGCCCUUUGA
Coffea eugenioides is the source of this 2208-nucleotide messenger RNA. RefSeq lists its product as uncharacterized. NCBI's taxonomy places the organism in Eukaryota, Viridiplantae, Streptophyta, Magnoliopsida, Gentianales, Rubiaceae. The coding region runs from base 1 to 2208 and encodes 735 amino acids. The record is from RefSeq and is a predicted model, not a curated record. The transcript has a single exon.